AUGUCUGAGUUCAGGCCUCCACAAACGAUGUCUUUCCAACUCACCGCAGGCAUCGUCAAGCGUCUUGGAGACACGAACAGUGUCCCCGCUGACGUGCUCGAGUCGCAGCCAACCGUGCAGUUUCUCGCGUUCAAAAAGGUUGCGCUGGCCUCAGAGGCGGCGGCGACGAUGGAUCGCUACUGCGUGAUCAUGUCGGACGGGCAACAUUUCUUGCAAUCGAUGAUCGCAACACUGUUGAACGAGUUCAUUGAGACUGGGCAAGUUGGGAAACACUCGGUUGCGGUCAUCGAGCGUAUUAUAACCAGAAUCAAGCACUUCAUUGUUCGCUUGGGAACGAGUAAAGGACGCAAUUGCGAUGAGUUCAACACAUAA
This is a messenger RNA of Laetiporus sulphureus 93-53, 372 nucleotides long. RefSeq lists its product as uncharacterized. Gene Ontology annotation, biological process: DNA replication. The transcript has 2 exons. Gene Ontology annotation, cellular component: nucleus. Gene Ontology annotation, molecular function: DNA binding. Lineage: Eukaryota; Fungi; Basidiomycota; Agaricomycetes; Polyporales; Laetiporaceae. The coding region runs from base 1 to 372 and encodes 123 amino acids. The record is from RefSeq and is a predicted model, not a curated record.